Messenger RNA from Pieris rapae (cabbage white), 1934 nucleotides. RefSeq names its product protein tramtrack, beta isoform. The record is from RefSeq and is a predicted model, not a curated record. Gene Ontology annotation, cellular component: nucleus. Gene Ontology annotation, molecular function: protein binding. Bases 173 to 1504 code for a protein of 443 amino acids. The transcript has 7 exons. Gene Ontology annotation, biological process: regulation of transcription by RNA polymerase II. NCBI's taxonomy places the organism in Eukaryota, Metazoa, Arthropoda, Insecta, Lepidoptera, Pieridae.
AGACUUCGUAGUUCGUUCAUACUUCAUAGUCAGUUCACGGCUUUACGCGCAUCAGAAAGCGCGUACCUAUUGUACACGCAGUAUGAGUAUGCGCGCAGAAAAAUACGCUAGACUUUAACCGCCCUAUAAAUCAUUUACGGAUACAGUAAACUAGACAAGGAAACCUUAUAAAAUGACAUCGACUGACACAUAUCAGUUAAAAUGGAAUUCUCACAGCUCCCAUUUAAAUGGUUUCCUAGCAUCGUUGCUAUGUUCGGAGCGAUUCACGGAUGUGGUCCUUUGUACCAUGGAUGGGUCUCAGAUACCGACCCACAAAUUCAUCCUCAGUUCAUGCAGCGUCUACUUCAGCGGUCUUUUCGAAGGACAACGUUCAGUGACGCGUAUGGGGGAAAUACUAUACGUAGUACUCCCGUCGGAAAUAUCUACAAAAGCCUUGAAGAUUCUCGUAGAGUACAUGUACAAAGGUGAAACCACAGUCUCUAAUGGAGUGUUAGACAUGGUAUUAAAAGCAGGAGAAGUGCUAAAAAUUAGGGGAUUAUGCCGACAGACAGAUGAGAUUGGAGGUGAUUCUACAUCUGCUGAGAAGACUACUAGCCCAUCAUCUAAGCAAACUGAAAAAACAAAAGAAGUAGAAACCACUACAUCCACUAUCACAAUGCCCACACCAACUAUCAGAUUGGCUUUAGAUGAUACCGAAGAAGGACUUCCAGCUAGGAUUGUAAAAAUAAAUGUUGUAGAAAAAAAAUAUGGAAAGAAACAAAAGAUGGAGACUUCUGAAGAAAGUAAGGAAGAUGCUGGCUCUCAUAGUUCAAAGAAAUCAAGUCAACGUAACCCGGUUGUGGAAGUCCAUGUGAAAGGAGAGCCAGAAUGGGAUGCAAGCAGCAUGGAGGAAGAAGAGAGUUCCAUCGCAGAGAUGUGCCUAGCUGAGAUGAGUAUCAAGUCGGAGCCAUCUGAUGGUGUAGAUGUAGAGGAAGAGCGACAGCUCUACAGACCACUGUCAUGUGAGCUUUGCGCUGAAGUGUUCUCGGUUCCCGCUGCAUGGGUCAGGCAUGUGCAGCAUCAUGCGGAAAAUGAUCAUCAUCAUGCUCGGAAAAGGAAGCGACGAUCAGAUAGUGACGACACAGAAGAAACGACAGCUUUACUCCGCUGUGACCUUUGCCAGAAACAUUUCCCGAACCCAGCCGAAUGGGUGAGACACGUACAAAGCUCGCACACUGAGACAGCGAUAGAUCGAUCGAAGGUACUGGAGAGGCUUCUUCCUGAUCCUAAUGAAGUCAAUCGAUGCAGUGUUUUGAAAGUGAAGCAUGAACUCACCAAAAUAGAAAAGACCCGAACGAGGCAAAAGAAAGUUGGAAAUAUCAUGAAGGAAUACACCGAAGUGGCAAGAAAGGAAUGCAAAGGCUGCAAAGCCCUGAAAAAGAGAGUGCAGACGAUUUAUGAAUGUAAGCAAUGUGAAGGUUCUCCAGGCUUUUGUACAAAAUGUUUCUGUCAGGCACACUCAUAAGUUUUUUAUUGUAAUCUAACUUAUAUCUACAUCUAUAUAUAUAUACUAUAAAAAAUUACUUCAUUAGGAGCAUGAAGGUAUUUUUUUACGGAUGAAACGAAAUAAUAAUAUUGGCGUCACGCCGGUGUGCAGCGUUUUUGUUGAAAAGGGAGAGAGCGAUUGAGAGUAAAAAGGGCAAAGGCAUUCAUUAAUGCAUUCAUGCUACCUUUGCCCUUUCUCACUCUCAAUGAAAUUGCUUCAGAAAAGAGUCAUGGAGCGUUAGUAGGGAGUAAGUAAGUGAGAAAGAUCGAGAGAGAGAGAGAGAGCGAGAGGUGGAAGAAAGUGAGACAGGAGAUCGAUAAAAAAUACACGCUAUUGAUAGAUGUAUUUGUUUAGUUACGUAUUAUAACUUUAGAUGACAAUUCUAUUAUAUAACAUUGUGCAGUAAACG